CGGCGAAGUCACGUGGCUGGGGCGCGCCCGCCCGUUGUGGCCAUGGCGGCCGCAGGUUCCAGUGUGGUAAGGCGAGUGGAAGAGCUCGGGGAUGUGGCUCAGGCUCACAUACAGCAGCUUAGCGAAGCCGCCGGCGAAGAUGAUCACUUUUUAAUUCGGGCCUCUGCAGCUCUUGAAAAAUUAAAACUUCUGUGUGGAGAAGACAAAGAAUGUUCAAAUCCAUCAAAUCUUCUAGAACUUUACACACAGGCCAUUUUGGACAUGACAUAUUUUGAGGAGAACAAACUAGUAGAUGAAGAUUUUCCUGAGGACUCUUCACAGAAAGUAAAAGAGCUGAUCAGUUUUCUUUCAGAACCAGAAAUUAUAAUUAAAGAAAAUAAUAUGCAUCCAAAACCCUGCGACUUGCUUGGGGACGAGCUCCUGGAAUGUCUCUCUUGGAGAAGAGGCGCUCUGCUCUAUAUGUAUUGUCAUUCUCUGACCAAAAGGAGAGAGUGGCUCACGAGAAAAUCCAGUUUGCUCAAAAAGCACCUUAUUGAUGGAAUCAGUUACUUGCUACAGAUGCUAAAUUACCGGUGUCCUAUCCAGUUAAAUGAAGGAGUAUCUUUCCAAGACUUAGACACAGCUAAAUUACUGAGUGAAGGAAUAUUUAGUGACAUUCACGUGCUGGCUAUGAUGUACAGUGGAGAGCUGUGUUACUGGGGAUUGAAGCACUGUGCAGAUGAACAGCCAGAAAAUCAUGAGGUGGAUACUGGUGUUUCCGGAGCAAGCCACACGACACAGAAGGAACCCUUGGAUUUCCGAGAAGUAGGAGAAAAAAUUUUGAAAAAGUAUGUAUCUGUGUGCGAAGGACCCCUGAAGGAACAAGAAUGGAAUACGGCAAACGCGAAACAAAUUUUAAACUUCUUUCAGCAUCAUACUAAUCAGCCAAGGAAUGACAACUAAGAAAGAGCCAAGGAAUGACAAGUAAGAAAGACACAGACACGAUAAAGACACAGACACACAAGAAGCUUGAUGCAGCGUCUCCUGCCCAGUCAAACCGGGCUCCUUAUUUAUUGUCUCAACUACCCAUCCUCCCGGCUCUGGUUCCCAGGGGCCUGUUGCCAAGUUCCUGCUCCGGAUCAGCAAGUAGCUCUCUGCUUGGAGGCAGGCUCGUGUUUGCACGUAGGCUGUCUUGACUUUUCGUUUGCUACUUGGUCAGCACCUUGCUCGUUGGCAAGUGCAGGAUGUUCCAGAGCAGAAGAUAAUCUCACCGCCAGGGACGGUCAGCCAGGAACAGGCCCACAGUCACGGUCAGCCUGAGACAGGCCCUUAGGGUAUGUAGCUGUUAAAAGCAAAAACAAAUAUUUCUGUAUAAUGUUAUGGAGUCACCUUUAGUGAAAAACAAGAUGGAAAAUGUGUAUAGUACUAUUUAAGAAAGGGAAUAAAUAAGUGU
Molecule: messenger RNA, 1432 nt
Organism: Suricata suricatta (meerkat)
Lineage: Eukaryota; Metazoa; Chordata; Mammalia; Carnivora; Herpestidae
Gene: RIMOC1
Product: chromosome 6 C5orf51 homolog
Exons: 7
Coding region: 43-942 (299 amino acids)
Biological process (GO): mitophagy
Source: RefSeq, a predicted model, not a curated record